UAAAAUAUUUGCGGCAUCGUUAUAACUGGCAUAUUGGUUCCGUUUUAAUACAAUUAAAACCCGAAACAGCCUUUGGGAAUGUCAAAUAAUUAUUGAUUACACGAUUGCACUGAUUACGGGGUCCCAUGGGAUCUCUUUACAGUGGUCGAUUGAAUAGUCAUUUGAUUAUAUAUCAAACUACCUCGGCUUUCACCAUUGCAACUUUUGCGGCCACUCCACAGACAUGUUCUCCGUAAACUGAGCAAAGCUGCGGAUGGGCUCAACCUAUGAGCCAAACAAACUAACCAAAUCCCACUGGGCUUACGUUGCAGAAACCAGUUUGGAAGACUUUAGUCUACCGAAUAAUUGUUUUCUAUUCGAAAUCCUGGAUGUGAAUUUUGAUUUGUUUCCCAUACUAACGUUAGUGUUCGGGGUUAGUUAUGCAGAAGACAGUGACUCUGUCAGGAUCUCAAGAUGGCAUUUUUCCAUUAACUUCUGGACUAUAUCGCUUCAUUUUUUGCCAUGAAUAGCAGCAGUACUUGCACCGAUGGCCCCUGUAUACGAAGGUAUGGCCUCGCAAGUGCAGGUGUUUUCGCCGCAGCAGGCUCUGGCGUCCAGUGCCUUCUUUAGCGUGAAGAAGCUCAAGGUGGAGCCGGCGGCGGUGGCGGUGGCCGGGGCGGGGAUGGGGGUGCUGGGGGGAGGAGGGCUAGGAGGUGGUGGCUGUGGCUGGGACAUGACGGGCUAUGGCUCGCACCAUGCCCACCCGCACGCCCACCCCCACCCCCACACACACCCGCACGCCCAUCUGCCUCCACAUCCACACCCACACCCACACCAGCAGUCCAGCAAGAGCGGCAGCAGUGGCAGUGGCAGUGGCGGCCCGUGUGCCUCGCUCCCCUGCGCCGCUCCGCCGGUGGGCCUCAAGGCCACGCUUCCCUACGAGCAGGCGCUCCUCUUUCCUGCCGCCGCCACCACCGCGGCCACCGGGCACAUCCUGGUGGCCUCCGCUUCCGGAUCGUUCUCAUCCAUGGCCGGGCCUCUGCUCGGUGGAGGAGGAGGAGGAGGAGGUGGUGGUGUAGGGAGUGGCAGUGGGAGUGUCGGAGCUGGUGGGGGUGGUGGUGGCAGCGCCAGUAGCAACGGAGGACUAGGAGCAGGUCACAACCUGACGCGGCGCAGCACGGUCAGCCUGCUGGACACGUACCAGCGGUGCGGCCUGAAGCGCAAGAGCGAGGAGCUGGAGCAGCAGCCUCUUCCUCAGCACCACCACCACCACCAUCAUCAUCAUCAUCCUCAACACCAUCAGGCCCAUCAGCAGCAGCAGACACAGCAGCAGCAGCAGCACAACCUCAAUCACAACCUCAAUCACAACCAGAACCAUAACAACCCCUCCACAGCCCAGACCAUGGAGGAGCACACCACCAUGAACCAUAGCGGACCCACCAGCAGCGGAGGAGGGGGAGGAGGAGGAGGAGGAGGAGGAGGAGGAGGAGGAGGUGAGGUUACUGUUGUGCCAAUUCACAAUAUUGACAUUGCCUUUUCGGGUGGAGGAGGAGGAACAGGGGGAACAGGAGGAGGAGCAGGAGGAGGAGGAGGCCUUGGAGUGGCAGCAUCAUCAGGGCAGCAGGCCGCAGCUUUACCCGUAUCCACCACCACCAACGGCACCGGAACCGGAACCGGAACCGGAGCUGGAGCAGGAGGAACAGCGGCGACAACCAACACCAACACCACCGCCACGGCUACCGCCACAGCUACAGCUACGGCCACAGCCACGGCCACAGCGGCGUCCACCGCCACCUCCAAGAACAGCGGCGGCAACAGCGAGGGCGACUACCAGCUGGUGCAGCACGAGAUGCUGUGCUCCAUGACCAACACCUACGAGGUGCUGGAGUUCCUGGGCAGGGGCACCUUCGGGCAGGUGGUCAAGUGCUGGAAGAGGGGCACCAGCGAGAUCGUGGCCAUCAAGAUCCUGAAGAACCACCCGUCUUACGCUCGCCAGGGCCAGAUCGAGGUCAGCAUCUUGGCGCGGCUCAGCACGGAGAGUGCGGACGACUUCAACUUUGUGCGGGCCUACGAGUGCUUCCAGCACAAGAGCCACACGUGCCUGGUGUUCGAGAUGCUGGAACAGAACCUGUACGACUUCCUGAAGCAGAACAAGUUCAGCCCGCUGCCCCUCAGACACAUACGGCCCGUGCUGCAGCAGGUGGGCACCGCACUGAUGAAGCUGAAGAGCCUGGGCCUGAUCCACGCCGACCUGAAGCCCGAGAACAUCAUGCUGGUGGACCCGGCGCGCCAGCCCUACCGCGUCAAGGUCAUCGACUUCGGCUCGGCCAGCCACGUCUCCAAGGCAGUCUGCUCCACAUACCUGCAGUCGCGCUACUACAGGGCUCCUGAGAUCAUAUUGGGUCUGCCGUUCUGUGAGGCGAUUGACAUGUGGUCUCUGGGCUGCGUGAUCGCUGAGCUCUUUCUGGGAUGGCCUCUCUACCCCGGCGCCUCAGAAUACGACCAGAUCCGCUACAUCUCCCAGACGCAGGGUCUCCCUGCGGAGUAUCUGCUGAGCGCAGGCACCAAGACCACUCGCUUCUUUAACAGAGACCAGGACUCAUCAUACCCCCUCUGGAGACUCAAGACUCCAGAGGACCAUGAGGGGGAGACGGGCAUCAAGUCCAAGGAGGCCAGGAAGUACAUCUUCAACUGCCUGGACGACAUGGCUCAGGUGAACAUGACCUCUGACCUGGAGGGCAGUGACAUGCUGGCGGAGAAGUCGGAUCGGCGGGAGUUCAUCGAGCUGCUGACCAAGAUGCUGACCAUCGACGCGGACAAGCGCAUCACGCCCAUCGAGACCCUCAACCACCCCUUCGUCACCAUGACGCACCUCCUCGACUUCCCGCACUGCACACAUGUGAAGUCCUGUUUCCAGAGCAUGGAGAUCUGUAAGCGUCGUGUGAACAUGUACGACACGGUCAACCAGAGCAAGACCCCCUUCAUCCCCCACGUAGCCCCCAGCACCUCCACUAACCUCACCAUGACCUUCAACAGCCAGCCGGCGCCCCCUCCUCUGGCCGCGGUGGCCCCGCGCAGCAUGCCCCUGCAGCCAGCCGGACCCCCCCAGCUCUGCCCCGCACGACCAGACCCCUUCCAGCAGGCACUCAUCGUAUGCCCUCCUGGCUUCCAGGGCUUGCAAGCCUCCCCGUCCAAACACACCGGCUACUCAGUGCGAAUGGAGAACGCUGUUCCUAUUGUAACACAAGCACCUGGAGCACAGCCCCUGCAGAUCCAACCUGGCCUUCUCACACAGCAGGCGUGGCCCUCCGGUACCCAGCAGAUCCUGCUUCCCCCCGCCUGGCAGCAGCUCACACACACCUCCGUACAGCACGCAGCAGUCAUCUCCGACUCCAUGACCGCCUCCCAGCCACUCACCACCUGGAGAAACUCCCACCCGCAUGGCACCCAUUACAAUCCCAUCAUGCAGCAGCCGGCGCUCCUGACGGGUCACGUGACUCUGCCUACCCAGCAGCCCCUGAAUGUGGGCGUGGCCCACAUGAUGAGGCAGCCCUCCUCCUCCAGCAGCUCCUCCUCCAAGAAGAGCAAGCAGCACCAGGUGUCCAGCAGAAAUGUCUCAGCGUAUGAGGUGUCCUCCUCGUCCCAGUCAGUCCUGUCUCCUCAGCGCUCCAAGCGGGUCAAGGAGAACACUCCCCCCCGUGGCAGUGUGGUGACCAACGGCCUGUCCUCCUCCUCCACCUCCUCUUCCUCCUCCUCCUCGGCCUGCGUACCCAGCCAGAGCUACAGCACAGGAGGAGGAGGCUCCUGGGGAGGAGGUGGAGAGGGGGGAGAGCAGGCUUCCAGCACCACACGUGACCCACCCCAUCAUCACGGCCAUGGCCACGGCCAGCGGCAGACCAUCGUCAUCGCCGACACCCCCAGCCCCGCGGUCAGCGUCAUCACCAUCAGCAGCGACACGGACGAGGAGGAGCAGCCCCGGCACGCCCACCGCAGCUCCUCCAAGCACCGCAAAAACGUCAUCAGCUGCGUGACGGUGCACGACUCGCCCGAGUCCGACUGCAGCGCCGCAAGCCCCUACGCCGUGGAGUCGUGCACCGACAAUGUCGCCCUCGCCAACGGGUACGACACCAAGUACAGCGGGCAGCUGGAUAACUACGGUGGUGGAGGAGGAGGAGGAGGAGGUGGAGGAGGAGGCAACAAUAACAACAAUGGCAACCCCCGCACCAUCAUCAUACCCCCCCUGAAGAACCACGGCAAUGACACCCUGGGGGACUGCGAACGACUGGCCACAGACGCGGUGAACCACCAGAACUCAGCCUACAAAUAUAAGUCAUCCAAUGGCAACGUGUCAGUGAAUAGCCACACCUCCGGGAUAACAAUGGGCGGCGUUUAUCGUCACCAGCGUUCUGGGACACACCCCUUUCAGCAGCAGCCAUUGAAUCUCAGUCAGGCUCAGCAGCACAUGGCUGUGGAGCGUGGCGGUGGCCACCGGCGGCAGCAGGCCUACAUCACCCCCACCAUGGCGGCCCAGGCCCCCUACUCCUUCCACCACCACAGCAGCCCCUCGCACACGCACACACACGCGCACGCAGCCGCCGUGCCCCCGCACCUGACCGCGGCCCCCCACCACCUGGCCGGCCAGCCCCACCUCUACACCUACACGGCACCGGCCGCGCUGGGCUCCAGCGGCGCCAUGGCCCACCUGGUGGCCUCGCAGGGCCCCGGGGCGCGGCACACGGUUCACCCGGCGCACGCCGGCUACGGACCGGGUCUGGUGCACCAGGUGCCGGUGAGCGUGGCCCACCACCACCACCGCGUGCUGCCCUCGCCCACGCUGCACGCCGCCCAGUACCAGGCCCAGUUCACCCACCACACCUACAUCAGCGCCUCGCCCAUCUCCUCCGUCUACACUGGAUACCCGCUCAGCCCCACCAAGGUCAAUCAGUACCCGUACCUCUAGGGGGCGCCUGUAUACCCCCCCGGCCCCCGCCUUCCGACUCUCCACUGACAGCCCUCCAGCCCUCUUGGCUCUCCAGCCUGGCACCAACCCCUUCCGCCUUGCUUGCCCACCCACCCACAUCCAAACACUGGAGCCACUGCCCUCACCUCACCUCCCCUGACCUUCAACCCCUCCUCCCCACC
Messenger RNA from Engraulis encrasicolus (European anchovy), 5121 nucleotides. It is a transcript of the gene hipk2, whose product is annotated as homeodomain interacting protein kinase 2. Bases 527 to 4939 code for a protein of 1470 amino acids. The record is from RefSeq and is a predicted model, not a curated record. NCBI's taxonomy places the organism in Eukaryota, Metazoa, Chordata, Actinopteri, Clupeiformes, Engraulidae. The transcript is spliced from 18 exons. Gene Ontology annotation, cellular component: PML body; nucleus; cytoplasm. Gene Ontology annotation, biological process: smoothened signaling pathway; peptidyl-serine phosphorylation; positive regulation of transcription by RNA polymerase II. Gene Ontology annotation, molecular function: SMAD binding; transcription corepressor activity; transcription coactivator activity.